CUGUCUUUCACUUUCCGUGGGUGUCCCUAUCCUAAGUCCAGCUGUGGGUCAGUAGGCAUUACAUAAACACUCUUUUGGCUAAGGUUGCUAACUUUCCAUGUCACCUGGGUCCAGAUGAGGACCAAGACUGACCUUUGACCAGUCUAGCUCCAGCCCAGGAAUAUGGACUAGGCCUCCCAUGGGGCACUGACCAAACCUUCCUGAAGGGCUACUGGCUAAGGUCCCAAAGAGUAAAGCUGUGCUCCAUGUCCAUGUCAGGUAAGGCCUCAGAAGAGGCUGGGCAGGGACCCUUACCCUUCCUACAUCUCAGUGGGUCCAGAUGCACUUGUUGGAAUACCUACUGUGUGCUGAGUAUGUACCAGGCCUGCGGGAAACAGAGCUGGUGACAUCAUCAGGGUUGUUAAAGGUUCACCUCUGCUGUCUCAUCCUCCUCCAACAUAAUAUUUGUGUACAUGUAUAUGCAUGCGUGUAUGUGUACAUAUAUGUGCAUGUGUACACAUUUAUGGAGGUAGAAGGAGUCAGGAAACAGGUUAUUACACAUUUUGCAAAGGAAGCAGUAAACUAUAAGUAGGAGUCAGGCCAUGCCGUCUCUGGGGAGCUCUCUGGAGGACAAGUUCCCUCACAGGAACUGUCAGUGUUUUGCAGAGCCUUCUCUUUUCCUUUAUUGCCAGUCAAUGUCCCAGGGACCCCUAGAACAGGAUCUACACAUAUUACAGAAGCUGUACUAGUGAGGAGGAUGUGUAGGAGGGUCUCCGUCCUGUGCUGGGAACUGCACAUUGAGGCUGUGAGGGAUGGUGCGAUGCAGCAUGCAUGUCCAGGAAUCUGGAGUUGCCUCCACCAUAAGACAGUCAGUUGGGUUGAUUUUGAGGUAUAGAAGACAUGGCUCACCUAAUAAAAGUAGCAAGCAGCCUGUCAUGAGGUAAACAGAAGAAAUACAAAACUUACCCGUGCUUUAGAAGUGUAUAGUACAAUGUAAUAUGUGACCAGGGCAAGUAGACAGAGCUCAGGGUUUAAGCAAGGUGGCACUGGGCAGGCUGCUUGGCUGAAAGACGGGUGCAGAUUUGGCCAAUGUCUCGCCUUUACUGGCAUGAGUUACUGAGGUGGCUAAUCUUGCUUGCUGACUUGACUAGAUCAGCAAUCAACUAAAAUGCAAGCUGCUGGGAACUUCUGUGUGGGAUUUUCUUGAUCAGAUUCUUUGAAGCAAGAAGAACCACCCUGAAUGUGGGCAGCACCUUCGGGUGGCACCCAGACAAGAGGAACAGAAGAAGAAGCUUUGACUUUCGCCUGCUUGCCCUCACCCUCGCUGGAAGUUUCUUCUAUAAUGUUGCUGUAGCAUUCUGUCACCAGUGUUAGAACCGGAGCCCAGAAGCAAUCCUGCCUCCUCCAGCCCCAGAAUGGGACAGCUGAGACAGCCUAGUAGACUGAACCAUGACCAGAUUCUUGGCCUCUCUGACAUGAGACAGCCAUUGUUGGACUACACAGACCACAUCCUCUAAGCCAUGGUGCUCAGUGUGAGGAUGACUGAGCAGGUAGUGUCCAAAAGACCACUGACCAGAACAGUUGUCUCCUGAGCCCAUCCUAUGAAUGAGCCAUGUUGGCCUACCCUAUAACAUUCACUGGCCCAUGUCCCAGAAUUCUCUGGGCCCUCCUUCUUCUGGUUGUCUCCCUGAAUGCCCAUAAUCAAAACUGGGACAACCCCAGAUGCACUGAAGUAGUGUCUGCACCCAGAGGCAACUGUGUGGAGAUGGCCUGUAACAUCUCUAACACUUUCAGAGAUAUCACCAUUGAGCUGACUGCCAAUGGAAAGACCACGACCAUCUUCAACAAAAAGCCCCCGGGAAACUAUUCUAAUGAUUCAUGGCAGCUUCAGAUUCAAGGAGGCCAGGCCCAGCUGGUGAUCACAGAUGCCCAGGACAUCCACGCAGGGUCGUACUUGUGGCAACUGAAUGGACGCCAGAGAAGAAAUAUGUACCUCAUCCUGAAUGUUACUGAACUAGCCACUGCCAACCAGGAUCCAGAGAGCUUGGAAGUCAGUGCUGAGCCUCCAUCUGCAGUGAGCAAGGAAGUCGGCAUCAUCGUCGUCGGCGUCUUCAGCAUCAUCAUCAUAAUAGGAAUCAGUGAAUUUGCCUGGUACAAGCACUCCCAUCUCCUGAGGUGCCACAGAUUUGUAGUCCCAGGGCCUUCAAAAGUUUCCUGGUAUCCCCUACCUGACACUGCCUAAGAUCUCCCAAGUCCUGCCCCAAAAGGUACUCAAGGGGCCUUAUUAGUUCCGGAGAGCAGAGUACAGAGAGCCUCGACUGGCUAUGGCUGACAAUCCAAGCCCUGACUUGGGACAGGUUCACAGAAAUCCUCUGUCCCCAAGCCCUUGCUUUGACCCUGGGACACCCAGAGAACAGAAUGAGGUCUGUACUCUUCAGGUUCCUCCCAGGACUCCAGGGGAAAUUUAUAUUGAGGACAGAGCUGUGAUUUUUGAUUCAGGAUGCCCUGGAAAUUGACUGAGCCCUCCUGUACUCAAAACAUAACUCUGUUGGGAUUUGGGAGACAUCAAAGUAUUUCGGAGUAUCCCAAGUGUGUGUGGUGUACCUGGUUAUUUGUGUAAGCUGUCUGUGCUGGUCAGAUCUGUACCUCACACAGGCCCAAGCCAGGCUCUCAGGCAAUCCCCCUCUCUCCCUCCUCUCUUCCUCCCUUUCUUCUGUUCUCUCUUCUUUCCUUUCAUCCUCCCUCUCCAUCUCCC
Molecule: messenger RNA, 2734 nt
Organism: Peromyscus leucopus (white-footed mouse)
Lineage: Eukaryota; Metazoa; Chordata; Mammalia; Rodentia; Cricetidae
Product: secreted and transmembrane protein 1b
Exons: 4
Coding region: 1592-2221 (209 amino acids)
Biological process (GO): immune response
Molecular function (GO): cytokine activity
Source: RefSeq, a predicted model, not a curated record